Messenger RNA from Cylindrotheca closterium, 1008 nucleotides. The record is from the annotation of a GenBank genome assembly. NCBI's taxonomy places the organism in Eukaryota, Bacillariophyta, Bacillariophyceae, Bacillariales, Bacillariaceae.
AUGAAGAAACAUCUCUUUGGCGUGGUAGUUCGUUUACUUGCAACCUCGCCCUCAAACAAUAAUCGUCUGCUGUAUGAACACGGAUACCAUGCCGGAAACUAUGCCGAUGUAGUGAAGCAUACCGCACUCAUUGGACUCCUCAAACACAUGUCCAAGAAGAAGUCUCCUUUUUGCUACGUCGAAACACAUUCCGGUGCUGGUGGAUAUGCCUUGGCUUCCAAGGAAUCUCAGCAAAUGGCAGAACAUGAACAAGGGAUUUCCACGUUUCUGAAUGAUCAAACGACGGAUUCUGAUUUGUUACAUCCAUCUAUGGAAACCUUGCUCCGCAUUAUGGAGCAAGCAUCAUCUUCCAACGUGGAUCUGAUGGAAGGGGGGACGUUCUAUCCUGGUUCUCCAAUGAUUGCUUCUGCACUUUGUCGGGAACAGGAUUCACUGUUAUUAUGUGAAAAGGAAACAGAACAAUUUCAAUUGCUGCAAAGUCGGAUGCUGAUGGAUGGCGAGGACAACCACAACAAUGAUCGAGUUAUCUUGCUACAAGAGAAUGGAUACAAGGCUCUCAAACGCUUUGAAAAUCUUCAAUCCAACAAACGAGCCCUGAUCUUUAUUGAUCCACCCUACCAAAUGGGUUCCGAUUCCGAACAGAUUGCCUCCUUGGUGGGAUUUUUGGGGAAGCAUUGGCGAUCGGCACGGGUGGCCAUUUGGCACCCCGUUUCUAGGACGAAUAGAGAGAGGGCCGAUCGAUUGUAUGAGCUGGUCCAAAAGGCAGUACUUGGAGACAGCAGUAGUAGUAGUAGCAGUAGCAGUACCGAGUUGUUGGCCACAGAAUUGUACACUGAUCAUGAUGGUAAUGAUGAAGAUGAAACAAAUCCAAGUGUGGUGGGCACUGGAAUGUUGCUGGUCAAUCCACCGUUUGGAAUCGACGAGGAAUUAAAGGCCUUGUAUUCGUCACUUGGUGAUGCGCUGACUGGUGGUGGUGGGCACCCAAACAUCAUGAUCAAACGACUGUAA